UGCGCUCUGCGCUCGGCUGCUCUGGUCUGCUGUGCUGGAGCUGUGAAAUCGCGCUGAUGGUCUGUCACAUUAUUCUCACUGACACCGUCUGAGCGCAGGAGCACCACGCCAAAGACCAGCUCCAAAACACUUCACAACACACAGCUCCGGAGUUUUUAACCUGUAAGUGUUUUCUGGCGUGGAAUUGGAGAGGAGGAAGCGAGAGAGGGGGACACAUACAAGCUGAAAGGAAAUGCCAAUCGCCACAACUGGUCAUUCAGUGUCUCGAGAGCCCCGCGUCUGUUCCCCGGACCCCAUCCCCAAGCGUGCUGAUUUAUGCGAGGACGUAAGGGCCCAGCCAGCAGAAUACGAGGGUUCAGAGGGGGGCCACAGCCUUGGCCGCACUAGACUCUCUGGAGCACUUGAGAGCUCCUCUGCGGCGUCUCAUUCCCCUCCCACUUCCUCUUUCCUCCACCACCAUCAUCAUCAUCAUCAUCAUCACCCCCAUCCAGUGACUAUGGAGCCCCCCAGGACUCGAUCACGCUCGCGGUCUGGAUUUUACCAUGGUGGAUUAUCUAACCCAAAUGGUAAUGCUGGGAGUGGCGGCGGUGCGCUAAGUCCAGCUGGAGGAAUAAUCCACCACCAACAUCAGCUUGGAGCUGCUCAUGGACACACCGAAAACCUGCGCCCACCCGGAAACACACUUUCCCCAGGCUCCCACAGACACACAGGGCCUGGAACGCACAGAAACUCAGGAGCAGGUGCGAUGGGAGGAGUAUACCACUAUCAUUCAGAGCAUGCCUGUGCAGACGCCACUGACAAGACGGAGGAUUCUCCUAGUCCGAAGAGACCGCGUCUUUCCCAGCAGUCUGUACUGGAGUUUACCUCUGCCCCUCCUUCCACUCCCUCGCCGCCAAUCAGACCAUGGGAGCUUCCGCCCAGUCGCAGGCCACACCCCUAUCCUCACCCACACUACCAUCCCGAGCGCUGCCACACACCUGCACGGCACAGACGCAGUCCUCCAGUGCGGCGUCAGCGUGGUCGACGAGAGCGUCUGUCACGGCAUCACCCCCCUCAUGGUUCCCCAGGUGGGGGGCAGGAUGAAAACUACCGCCACCCUCCUCACCCACAUUCGCUUCAUCCCUAUGGCCAGCCACCAUCCCACCCUCCACCCGGCCUUGAUGAGCCCCGGGCCUUUCACCCCCCCACGCUCUCGCCCCGGUUAUUGCACCCUCCACAGCAGGGCGCCAUGGUGAUGGACCUCCAUGAGCAGCUCCCUCAGGGUACGGUGCCGGUGUCAUAUACAGUUUCUCCAGUGCCGCCCCAUGGUCUACCUGCCCCCCUGUGUACAGGACAGCAUCUCCCAGCAUGCUCUUCCCAACAGCAGGUGCCUGCCUGUUCUGUGGUCUUCAGCGGACAGCAACACUAUCCAAUCUGUAGCGUCCCGCCUCCUAUGUUGCCGGCAUGUUCUGUGCAGCAUUUGCCAGUGCCGUAUGCCGCGUUUCCUUCUCUUCUCUCUAGUGAUCCACCCUUCCUGCUUCAUCCUCCACAUCUGUCUCAUCAUCCGCCACACCUGCCCACUCCUGGACAGUUCUUACCUUUCCAGACACAACAGUCUCGAUCUCCGCUGCAGAGGAUAGAGAAUGAGGUGGAGUUGUUGGGGGAUCACCUGUCUGUUGGUGGAGGGUUUAACUAUCCUCACUCGGGGCAUCCUAGUCCUCUGCCCCCUUCCACUCCACUGCAGUUCCUCUCCCAUGAGCCCCUGCCACAGGAGCUCUUUGGAAUGCCCUAUCCACACUUCAUGCCUCGACGAAUCACAGGCAGGCGCUACCGCUCUCAGCAGCCCAUACCUCCUCCUCCUUACCACCCAAGUCUGCUGCCCUACUUCCUAUCGGUUCUUCCAGUCCAGCCAACAGCAGUGGGUCCCACCAUUAGCUUAGAGCUGGAUGUCGAUGAUGGAGAGGUUGAGAAUUAUGAGGCCCUGUUAAACCUUGCCGAGCGUCUUGGAGAAGCGAAGCCUAGAGGUUUGACAAAGGCCGACAUCGAACAGCUGCCUUCCUACAGAUUUAACCCCAGCAACCAUCAGUCUGAGCAGACUUUGUGUGUAGUGUGCAUGUGUGAUUUUGAGUCUCGUCAGCUGUUGAGAGUACUGCCCUGUAAUCAUGAAUUCCAUGCCAAGUGUGUCGACAAAUGGCUUAAGGCUAACAGAACCUGUCCUAUUUGCCGAGCAGAUGCAUCUGAAGUCCAGCGGGAUUCUGAGUGAUGCUGCUCACUGAACACACACACACACACACACCACUAAACACUUCAGUCAUUCUCCUACCGUUACAUUCAAUUAACUUCCACGUGCAUAAUUACUCCUCACACACAAAAGACUGCUGCAAAAGAUUCAUGGAAACUUUAUGCAUCAGAA
Messenger RNA from Carassius carassius (crucian carp), 2392 nucleotides. RefSeq names its product E3 ubiquitin-protein ligase RNF38-like. The record is from RefSeq and is a predicted model, not a curated record. Lineage: Eukaryota; Metazoa; Chordata; Actinopteri; Cypriniformes; Cyprinidae. The transcript has 13 exons. The coding region runs from base 233 to 2242 and encodes 669 amino acids.